Molecule: messenger RNA, 1212 nt
Organism: Ambispora gerdemannii
Lineage: Eukaryota; Fungi; Glomeromycota; Glomeromycetes; Archaeosporales; Ambisporaceae
Source: the annotation of a GenBank genome assembly
AUGCAAACAAUAAAGUGUGUUGUGGUUGGUGAUGGUGCCGUUGGAAAGACGUGUCUUUUAAUUUCUUACACGACAAAUAAAUUUCCUUCGGAAUAUGUCCCAACGGUGUUUGACAAUUACGCAGUUACAGUUAUGAUUGGUGAUGAACCAUAUACAUUAGGAUUGUUUGACACUGCUGGCCAAGAAGAUUACGAUCGUCUUCGUCCACUUUCUUAUCCUCAAACUGAUGUCUUUCUCGUUUGCUUUUCGGUAACUUCACCUGCAUCAUUUGAGAAUGUCAAAGAGAAAUGGUUUCCCGAGGUGCAUCAUCAUUGUCCCGGGGUUCCCUGUUUGAUUGUAGGCACGCAAGUAGAUUUAAGAGACGAUCCGACCGUCGUGGAAAAACUCUCAAGAUCAAAGAUGAGACCGGUCACUUCAGAACAGGGCGAAAGACUUGCGAAAGAAUUAGGAGCUGUGAAAUACGUGGAAUGUUCAGCUUUGACACAGAAGGGAUUAAAGAAUGUUUUUGAUGAGGCUAUUGUGGCAGCUUUGGAGCCGCCGGUUUUUCGUGAGACCAUACUUGAUCUGCAAUUUCUUACCAUUUUCUUGGAGGAGCACACAAUCUGGUUUUUAGAUGAGUGGGCAGAUCUUCAUGGUGCCUGGAGUGAGAGCUGCAGUGAUAUAAUUAGAGGUGACUUCUGGUCAGCGGACACGCUGACUCAAGAACGAGUGGGCCCGAAUGAUGAUAGCGCUCAUAAGUCAUUGAAUGGGCUAGCGACCUGUUUUUUGUUAUGCAAUUAUCUAAUAAGUUCAGUUAGGCUAAACAAUACUUAUUAUAGAAUUCUAAUACAGCCACAGAUAGUUGUUGAGACGCAAAUAUUUUUUACCUUUUGGAUGCGUGCAGAUCAAGGUUCUGAUUCUUGGCGUUGGACGAAUAGUCGCGACUUUAAGAUGAUGCCGAAAUCCCAUAUGGGCAAAUCCAGUUUAUUGGCCUUCCGAUGCAAUGCAUUGAUGCUGUCACCGACAAGACAGAGUACCUCGAGGUUUGAUUCAGGAUUCAAUUCUGUGCCUUCGGCCGCGCCGCUUUGGCAAGUCGACUUUACUUUUCAUGUUAUGACCUUCACAACGCUAACGACUUUUUGGCUCGCUUUACCUCAGAUUCGAUCUCUCGACAAGAAAGUUUUUGUGAUCAGAUUAAAAGAGCGCUGCGAGAAACAGUCAGUACAAUUGUGA